UACUUCCAUAUGCCUGAUUUGCAGGUUCGCAAUACAUCCAGGGGUUACUGUUCGAAGGCUAAGCAUCCGUUUCCACCUGAGACAGGAGUUUCGUUACAGCCGCUAUUGCCAAUCCUGCUGAAGACCAGAGGAUAGCUAGCCAGAGCGGUUAUCUCAACACUCGCCAGCAGGCGGAGCCCCAAGAAGACGAGCAGGACCACGACGAGAUGGAGCGCCGCUACCUUAAGAAUCCAUUUCCCGAUUUUGCCGGCGGCGAGAACACUCCGUUCGCCAGCGAUGAGGAGCACAUCAAGAAUCUCAUCUGCACCUAUGUAGAUGCCAUCUUGGAGUCGUGCCAUCCCAGCAGCGAGGAGGAGGACCAUCGCGGGGAUCUGUAUGUGGGCAAUGCCGGCAUCGCCUUCAUGUUUUGGAAGCUGGCCAGCUGCGAACAGACCCGAGAUCUCUAUCCGGCAUUGGAGCACGCCACAGCCUUCAUCCGGAAUGCCAAAGCGAAUGCCAAGCGCUACAAGAAACGUUCCGCAGAGCGAUACUCAUUCCUUUGCGGAAAUGCCGGCAUCUACGCCGUAUCGGCGGCCAUCUCACAGGCCAACAAAGACACCGAAGAGCUGUCCAAUGACCUGGCCAACUUCAAGUCGGGCAUCCCGUCCAGCAAGGAGUUCACCCACACCAAAUACGGCUGCGACGAGGUGCUGGUGGGUCGGGCCGGCUACUUGUCCGGCUGCUAUUGGCUGAACGAUAUUCUGCCGGAGAAGAAGAUAACCGACGACGAUCUGAUCUCCAUUUGCCAGAAGAUUGUGACCAGCGGACGGGAGUACAGUCGACAGAAUGGCUCACCGCUGCCAUUGAUGUACCAGUACCAUGGCACCGAGUAUCUGGGCGCGGCCCACGGCCUAUGCGCCAUCCUGCACAUGCUGCUGGACAGCCCAUGGUUCCGUACCAUGCCCAUUUCAGCUCCGGCACCCGAGUUGCGCGACAUUAAGCGAUCGAUUGACUUCUUUCUGGAGCUUCAGGAUAGCGAAGGUAACUUCCCAGUGGCUCUGGAGGAUUUGCGCUCUGGUCGGGACAAGCGUCUGGUGCAUUGGUGUCAUGGAGCUCCCGGGGUUGUGUACGUGCUGGCCAAGGCCUAUCUAAUCUUCAAGGAGGAGAAGUACCUGGCUUCGCUGCGACGCUGCGCCGAUUUGGUGUGGAAGAAGGGCUUCCUGCGCAAGGGACCGGGCAUCUGUCAUGGCGUGGCGGGCAACGGCUAUGUCUUCUUGCUGCUGUUCCGGCUGACCAACGAGAUGAAGUACCUGUAUCGGGCCCACAAGUUCAUGGAGCUGCUGACCAAUGCGGAGUUCAAGUUGCGUGCCCGUACACCCGAUCGCCCCCACAGCCUGUACGAGGGCGUUGCCGGCACCGUUUGCUACCUGGUGGAUCUGCUCGAACCGGAGGAGGCAUACUUCCCCUUCAUGGACGUAUUCCACUAGGUGGCCAAGGUCGGGGCGGAGGAGUAGUCAUUAUGCUCAAUCAGGGAGAGUUAACCCAUCAAUUCUAGUCAUUUGUUUUUCGAUUUUUCAGUUGUAGUUCUCUCAUUGUUGCCUUUGCGUUAAUCCCAGAGGAGUGGGAGUUGCAUACGGAUUGGGAAUUGAAGUGGGCGUUGGAAUCAAAAUCCGGAAUCGAUAUCUGAAUCUGAAUCUGAAGACAAAAACUUGAAGCCUGAAUCGGAACGCUCAUCGCUUGCAGAAAUAUUCUCAGUCAUUCUCAUAUCAAAAUUCUUUGUGCUUUACGCUAAGCAAUUAACUUAAUACAUUGAUACUUAUAUAUACACAGACAUAUGCAUUAUAUUUAUAUACAAUUUAUAUUAUAUAUAUAUACAUAUAUAUAUGUAUAUAUAUACAGAUACUUGCGCUGACAUCUCUAUAUACAGACAAACAUAAAUACUUACAUGCAUAAUGUGCUUUAUACCUACGAGUAAUCCACAAAGAGCUCUAAAUCUAUUGUCAAUGGGAGUGAAGAAUAAAUAAUUGUACUAUAUUUUAUAUAGAUAUAUAUAUAUGUACAAUCCUGUGGCCACAAUCGAUGCACCAACCCCGCUGGUCAUCGAUGCGUUUCAUAUGGAUGAACACCCCAAGAAUAAAACCAAAGUAUUUUCAUUCAA
Molecule: messenger RNA, 2137 nt
Organism: Drosophila bipectinata
Lineage: Eukaryota; Metazoa; Arthropoda; Insecta; Diptera; Drosophilidae
Product: lanC-like protein 3 homolog
Biological process (GO): carbohydrate metabolic process; peptide modification
Cellular component (GO): plasma membrane
Source: RefSeq, a predicted model, not a curated record